UGUGAAAUUAUAUACAGGCAAGACUGCGGACACCUAAGAUGACGCAAUCUCCGCGCGAGGUAGGGAGGGGCCCCGCGAGGACCUCAGCCUGAAGCUUAUCACCUGGGAAGCGGAAGCCGUCGGGAGAGAAUUGGCGGCUGACGGUGACGGGUUUUCGGAGACUCUUUGCAAUCCAGCUAACUCGCUGCCCUCGUUUUACAGACAAGACUGAGGACCUGAAGGGAAAGGUGACCUCACAAAAGUCACAGAGUAAUUGGUAGAGUUGGACAAGAACCUAAGCCAGUAACUGAAGAGACCAGAGGUCUUUCUGUUAUACUUUUUGGGAAGCAGACGGUAAGAUCUUUGCAAAUUAUCUUGUAGAAAAAAUGCCCAAAGUGAAAAGGAGCCGGAAAGCUCCCCCAGAUGGUUGGGAGUUGAUCGAACCAACACUGGAUGAAUUGGAUCAAAAGAUGAGAGAAGCUGAAACAGAACCUCAUGAGGGAAAGAGGAAAGUGGAAUCUCUGUGGCCUAUCUUCAGGAUCCACCACCAAAAAACCCGGUAUAUUUUUGACCUCUUUUACAAGAGGAAAGCCAUAAGCAGAGAACUAUAUGAAUACUGUAUUAAAGAAGGCUAUGCAGAUAAAAAUCUGAUAGCAAAGUGGAAAAAGCAGGGCUAUGAGAACUUAUGCUGCCUGCGCUGCAUUCAGACACGGGACACCAAUUUUGGAACAAACUGCAUUUGCCGGGUCCCCAAAAGCAAGCUGGAAGUGGGCCGGAUCAUCGAGUGCACACACUGCGGCUGCCGGGGCUGCUCCGGCUGAGGCCCUGAGGCUCUGACCCGUCUUCACCCUGAACUUGGGACUUCGUGGGUUUCUGCCUGUUGCACCACCCCCUUUCCUGGGAGCAGCUCUUCUCGCAGAGCAGUGCUCCCGGCCUGAGUUGGAGCACGGUCUCUACAUGUAAAGGCUUUGGUGUUUCUCAGCUGUGAUUUGUAGGAAUAAAAUUUUUAAAUCUUC
This is a messenger RNA of Callorhinus ursinus (northern fur seal), 995 nucleotides long. It is a transcript of the gene BUD31, whose product is annotated as BUD31 homolog. Gene Ontology annotation, cellular component: spliceosomal complex; nucleus. NCBI's taxonomy places the organism in Eukaryota, Metazoa, Chordata, Mammalia, Carnivora, Otariidae. The record is from RefSeq and is a predicted model, not a curated record. Gene Ontology annotation, biological process: mRNA splicing, via spliceosome.